GUUUUUCAGGAGAUUGGAUUAAAUCGAGACGAAGACUUGUUUUACCAUUUGGAAACACAGGCAAUGGAAACGAAAAAAAUCUCAUAUUUUCUAUUACCUUCGUUGAUGAUAGUUGCUCUCAUCUUUCAGCCUAUGUGUUCAGCUUUCACGAUAGCUGAACCCUAUAUCCACCCAUGUAUGAAGGGAUUUUGUAGUUUCAAAUCAGAAUGCGCUAACAAAUGCAUAUUUAUGGGGCAUCACAAAGGAGGAGAUUGUAUUGGAGGUUUAGAUGGCAUAUAUUGUUGUUGUUUAGCAUAAUUGUCUUAAAAUGAUUCUCCCAUAUCUAGCCUUCCUAACUAGUAGCCCAUUCUAUAUCUAUAUGUAGUCUCAAUUAAAAUAUGAAUAAAAUUAUAUAUUCAAAU
This is a messenger RNA of Arabidopsis thaliana (thale cress), 401 nucleotides long. RefSeq names its product low-molecular-weight cysteine-rich 47 (gene LCR47). The transcript has 2 exons. The coding region runs from base 64 to 297 and encodes 77 amino acids. Gene Ontology annotation, cellular component: extracellular region. NCBI's taxonomy places the organism in Eukaryota, Viridiplantae, Streptophyta, Magnoliopsida, Brassicales, Brassicaceae. The record is from RefSeq and is marked reviewed.